CGCUGGUCUUUUUAGACGAUUCUAGUUUCGUCCGAAUUAAUUGAGAAGGAAGGAAGAUUUGUUGCUGCUUUACUUCGGAUCUGAAAAAGGAUAUCUUAUCGUCAAAACAUUCCCCUCCCUUGUAGUAACUACUGAUUUUUUCCUCUCCCUCCACCUCCCCAACUGAAAUCCUGUCAAUGAUAAGGAGGAACCUCGCUCAUGCCAUCCUUUUCUCUCUCUCGCAAAACAACAUCACCACCAUCACUUUCCCCUCUUCUCCCUUCUCUUCCUUCUGCCACCAACAUUUCCCACACCUACCACCACCAUCGCGCCAGAGCCGGAAGAAACUCCCGCCUGCAACCGAUGGCAUUUACCGCACCAAUCCCCUCGUGCACCGUUCUCUCCCUGAACGAAGCCGUACCUCAUUGCCGAAGCCUCUGCCGGACUGCGCAUCUCGUCGCGACGUCCAAAGGGUAUGCUCGUUGCUAUGCCUUUACCGAGACCCCGACUUUGAUCAUCUGUUCGAUGGGUCUAUUUCAGAAUUCGAUUCGGAAAUGAUCUUGGGUGUCUUGAUGAACUACAGACGCCUGGGGAGGAAAACCACAUUGGCGUUCUUCUCUUGGGUCGGCUUCAGAUUGGGCUUUCGAUUUGAUGAUAGGGUGAUCGAGUUCAUGGCAGAUUUCUUAGGCCGACGAAAACUGUUUGACGAUUUGAAAUGCUUGCUGAAGUCGGUUUCGUCUCACGGAGGGUCUGUUAGUCCUAGAACUGUCGCUAUUUCUAUAAGGUUUUUGGGUAGGCAGGGGAGGAUUGGGGAAGCUCUCAGCUUGUUUGAAGAGAUGGAAGCGCAGUUCGGAUUCGUUCCGGACAAUGUGGUGUUUAACAACGUUCUCUACGUUUUGUGUAAAAAGACUCCUCUAGAUGAAAGCAGCAUCAAUUCAAUGGCUGUCAUUGAUACUGCCCUUUCGAUGUUUAGGAGGAUCGAGUGCCCGGAUAAGUACUCGUACAGUAACAUCAUUGUUGGGUUGUGCAAAUUUGGUAGAUGGGAGACUGCUCAGAAGAUUUUUCAUGAGAUGCGUGACGCAGGAAUGAUGCCUACUAGAAGUGCAGUCAAUAUGUUCAUUGGUGAAUUAUGUGCAUCAAAGGUAGGGAACGGGCGGACUGGGAAAAUCAGAAUCAGUGAUCAAUACCGAUCUAUUAGCAUACUGGUUCCGGCUUUUAGGAAUAGCAGCGAUUGCUUGGAGCCGGCCGUCGACAUUUUCUGGUGGUUUUGGGAUAUGGGUGUUCUUCCCAGCACCUUUGUCUUAACUCGUUUCAUACAAGGACUUUGUAGUUUGAGAAAAAUGGAUGAGGUCUUGAAGAUUUUGAAGGUUGUGGAGGAGAAAGGACUGGAGUUUGUGAAUGAAUGGUAUCCUAUCGUGAUCAGAGGUUUAUGUGAUGUUGGCUCGCUUGAUGAAGCUUGUGAAAUGUUUUGGAAAAUGCUUUCCCAUGGACUGAAUCCGAAGCUCAAAACUUACAAUGCCUUAAUCUCUGCACUGUGUGAAGCUGGGGAUCUAAAAGAGGCAGAAAAUGUCUUUAGCGUCAUGAACAAGAAAAGGUGUGCUCCUGAUGGUGCGACUUGUACCUCUCUGCUGCAUGGUUGGUGUAGGUGUGAUAAUUGGGAGGCAGCACAUGAGUUGAUGAAUCAGAUGUUGGAUGUUUAUCUGUGCCCUGAUGCUAAAACUUCUGAUUCAGUUGGCAAACUAAUCAGGAAACAUGGGCAUGUUGACCUAUCACUUAAGCUGCAAGCAAAAAUGGAGGCAGUGAUCCUACGUAACCAUUGCAAAGCAGGUCGCUUGGGACCUGCGUAUGAGAAACUAAGCUCCAUGCUUGCCAGAGGAAUUUAUCCUCCACUUUAUGUUAAAGAGUUAUUUGAAGACACAUUUUGGGAUGCUGGAAAGUGGGAAGAGGCUCGUGAUCUGUUGAAGCAGAUGAGCUAAUCCAUCUUCCGACAAAAGCUUUUUGCUACGGAAACAUGGUUAUUCACUCGUCGUGGACUCUUGGUUAAAAUGAAGCCGCUCUGUUACAUAACCAUUGCAAAGAAGGGCCCACAUAUGAGAGGCUUACUUCUGUUAUCUGUGAUUUAAUUCGUCCUCCUAUUGCCUUGGAUUCUUCUUACCGCACCGAUUUUGGGAGGCCAGAAACAGGAAUUGCUUGGAAGUUGUAACCUUACGAUCAUAUGAGCGCGUCUGUAUCUUGCAAACCUUUCCGUACAAUAGUCUUGCCUGGAUUGGACUUUGUAACUUGAUCCAGUCGGGUUAUUCCAUUGGAAUUUUAGAGUCUCUUUGGGAAGUGUUAUCAGGUGAUCAUUUCUCAGUACUCACAAAUUCGUGGCAUCACUGGCUUGCAUUCCUUAAAAGCACACAAGUAGGUCAUCUGCAACUUCUACUUCAAGAGCGGUAGACUACUAAUGCGUCAUUGAUGCUUUGCUUUCAGUUCCAUGCUUCUACUGUUUCGAUGGGGGUGUUACUGUAUGAUAAUCAGGUUAAAAGCAACUUCAGCUGAGAUAUCUCUAAUCCUCGCAUCAUUCUUCUACCUUGAAGUGGCGAACACCUGCAGGAAGCAAAUCGCUGCCAAGGCUAUGUUCCUGUGCUUUGUUCUUCACAUGAAUCUUUUGUUUAAAUCACUUCUCAGAUUCGACUAUGGGACAAUUUGUUCAUUAUUUGUGACCUUUUGCCCAUCGGAGUUGUAAAGAACGUUUUCUUUUUUGUAGUUAUAUCAAAUGAGAGCACAAUACAUAAGCAAAGGUUGAAUUCAAAGAAUGCAUGUUCUUCCAGUGUAAAGAUUUUCAAGCUAUGGCUGGGCAAUUUUUUCCUUGAGUUGGAGACAGGAAAUUAUUUUCUACCUAGUGCUAUAUGUUACUUUAGGCUCUAUGAAGGAAUCAUAAACGAGAGAGCAAGCUUGCACUCUUAAUGGA
Messenger RNA from Nymphaea colorata (pocket water lily), 2932 nucleotides. RefSeq names its product pentatricopeptide repeat-containing protein At1g77360, mitochondrial-like. NCBI's taxonomy places the organism in Eukaryota, Viridiplantae, Streptophyta, Magnoliopsida, Nymphaeales, Nymphaeaceae. Gene Ontology annotation, molecular function: protein binding. Bases 177 to 1955 code for a protein of 592 amino acids. The transcript is spliced from 4 exons. The record is from RefSeq and is a predicted model, not a curated record.